Molecule: messenger RNA, 549 nt
Organism: Akanthomyces muscarius
Lineage: Eukaryota; Fungi; Ascomycota; Sordariomycetes; Hypocreales; Cordycipitaceae
Exons: 1
Coding region: 1-549 (182 amino acids)
Source: RefSeq, a predicted model, not a curated record
AUGAAGCUCUCCUUCACCCUCCCCUUCCUCAUCACGCCCGCCCUCUGCGCGGGCGGCAACCGCGGCGACACCCAGAUCCCCGACUCGGUCCCCGCCUCGGCCGUCCUCGCCACCAUCACCGCGCUGCCCUCCUCCGUCUCGGGCAAGCAGUACACCUCGCUCGCGUCCGCCCUCUACUCGGUCGAGAAGAGCUUCUACAACGACAAGCAGUACACCGCCGUCGCCGGCCACAUGUGGUCCGCGGCCGCCAGGGCGUCGGAUUCCGAAAAGGUCGUCCCGUCGCUCGCGCUGUCGACCUGGUCCUGGGACGACAUCACCUCGGCGGCGUGGUACGACAAGAACAUGCCCAAGGACGACAAAAAGUACGUCUCGUCGUACAUGAGCUCGUGGAGCGAGCAGUACGAAAAGUUUGUCAGCGGCGGCAGCAAGGGCAAGGGCGGCGACGACAAAAAGGGCAACGCCGUCGGGGGGAACGCGGCGCAGCACUUGGCUGUUGUUUGGACGGCGGCCGCGCUGGCGGGCGUUGCUGGCUUUGUCGCCGUCUUGUAA